GUCAUACUAUAACAGUUACGGUAAACUUUAAAGAAUUGUAAGAAAUAAGGAAGUGGCGAGAAAAAAAAAAGCAGGGGUGUGGCUUACAACUGACAGCCACCUUUUCGGGGUGCAAACAGAAGAGAUGUGGAAGAAUUAAUUCACUUUUCACUCGGCAUUGGAGCAAGAGGAGAGACUAACUCGACUUGUGAUCAGUGGAUGCUGUGAUGGUGGUGCUGCUGAAGUGAACAGGGUGUGGAAAUGUCAGGCGACAGCAGAACCCUGUCCUGGACAUUGGGAAGCACAGGAAAGGGGGAGCCCUCGGGCCUGUCUGAACGAACCAACGACACCCUGAGUGUGGGAGACAAAAUCAUCAAGGUCUGCUUCACCAGCAACAGUUUCAACCUGGGCAAGAACUUCAAACUGGUUAAAUGUGACAGUUCCUGGGAAGUCAAGGAGAUCAUCAACUCCAUCCUAAGCAGUGGGAGGUUGGGCCCCAACAUCACGUUUUCGGGUUGCUAUGGGCUCCUGCUGAAGCACUUGAAAUCGGAUGAAAUCUACUGGCUGCACCCGGAUCUGACAGUAGGGGAUGUAGUGCAGAAAUAUGAACAGCGCCACUGUGAGGCAGAAUGGAGAUAUGACCUGAGAAUCCGUUACAUACCAAAUAAUUUUAUUGAGAAAUUUAAGGAGGACAGAACCACUUUGCUGUACUUCUAUCAACAGGUUCGCUGUGACUACAUGCAGCGCUGUGCAAACAAAGUGAGUGAUGGGAUGGCUUUGCAGCUGGGGUGUCUGGAAAUCAGGAGAUUUUAUAAAGAUAUGAAUGCUAAAGGUCUGGAAAAGAAAUCAAAUUUUGAAUUGCUGGAGAAGGAUGUAGGUCUAGAUCUCUUCUUUCCAAAAGAACUGAUGGACAGUAUGAAGCCCAAACAUCUGCGGAAGAUGAUCCAGCAGACAUUCCAGCAGUAUGCCACACUGAAGGAGGAUGAGUGCAUUGCAAAGUUCUUUGAAACCUUGAGCAGUGUCUCCAGCUUUGAGGAGGAGGUUUACCCCUGUGAGCUGGUGCAAGGCUGGAGUAUUGCAGUUGACCUGGUUAUUGGACCAAAAGGAAUUCGCCAGCGCUCAAAUAAAGAGGCAGUGGCCAUCUGUUUAGCAGAGUUCAAACAGAUUAGAAGCAUUAAGUGUUCCUUACAGGACAAUGACAGAGGGCAGUUACACCUGGAGAUAACUGGAGCCAAGCAGCUUUUGUCCAUCAAUACCUCUAACCUAGCGAUGGCAGAGAACAUGGCCGACCUUAUAGAUGGUUACUGUCGGUUAGAGAAUGGAGCUAACACGUCGGUGAUUGUAAGGCCAAGAAAAGACAAGGAUUUCCGAAAUUCUCUUCCAGCUGUUCCUACAGCUGAUCACAAGAACAUGGGAUCCAACACUACUGUGAGGGAGAGCGUAGGGUCUGACAUCUAUGCGGAGAUACCAGAUGAACGGCCAAAGUCGGUUAUAAAAUUUGGAAUCUCCCGAGAUGAUAUUGUCCUGGGGAGGAUUCUGGGGGAAGGCUUUUUUGGGGAGGUGCAUGAAGGAGUUUAUAAGGACAAGAAGGGAGAGAGGAUAAGUGUUGCUGUGAAAACCUGCAAGGACUGUUCUCCUGAUGUGAAGGAGAAAUUCAUGAGUGAAGCUGUGAUCAUGAAAAAACUUGACCAUCCACACAUUGUGAGGCUGAUAGGAAUCAUUGAGGAGGAUCCUGUGUGGAUCGUCAUGGAACUCUACCAGUAUGGAGAGCUUGGAAACUACCUUACAGACAACAAGCACAACCUGACAACCGCCACAUUGAUCCUCUACUCUUUACAAAUCUGCAAAGCUCUGGCUUACCUGGAGGGAGUUAACAUGGUGCACAGGGACAUUGCUGUGAGGAAUGUGCUCGUAGCUGCUCCCGAGUGUGUGAAGCUGGGAGAUUUUGGCUUGUCCCGAUACAUUGAGGACGAGGAGUAUUAUAAAGCCUCUGUAACCAGACUCCCAAUCAAGUGGAUGGCUCCAGAGUCCAUCAACUUCAGACGUUUUACCUGUUCUAGUGAUGUCUGGAUGUUUGCGGUUUGCAUGUGGGAGAUAAUGAGCAUGGGCCAGCAGCCCUUCUUCUGGCUGGAGAACAAAGAUGUGAUCAACCAGCUGGAGCAAGGGGUUCGACUGCCCAAACCGGAUAUCUGCCCUCCCACCCUAUACACCCUGAUGACGCGCUGCUGGACAUACGACCCCCAGGAAAGGCCGAAGUUUACAGAGCUGGUCUGCAAGCUCAGUGACAUGUUCAAGAUGGAGAAGGAACAGGAAACGCUACAGCAGUCAAAGAAUCGAUCCCGUGCCACAAAAUUCUUUGAUCCUAUUAUCACUGUCAGUGAGCCUCCACCAAAGCCGUCAAGAAUGAAAUCCUCACGUUUUGGAAGUACCCUCAAUGUUGGUUUACAAAUUCAGCUGCCAGAGUCUCUGUGCGCCAGCUCGCCUGCCAUUGCUAGCCCGCCUGACUACCAGACACCCGUUGACUCCAACAACAGGCUGCUCCUGCCGCGCCAGGUCCCCAGACGCCGGAGUAUGGGGGAGGGUGACUUCAUCGUGGAACCUGUCAGCAAGGAGGAUGCUCAGCGGCUGUGGGAAAUUGAAAAGGCUCGCAUGCAGGAGACCCUGAAGAGACAGAAGCAGGAGAUGAUAGAAGACAACAAAUGGCUGGAGAAGGAAGAGAAACUGCUAGAUCCUAUGAUACAAGAAGGCAGUAAAACAUCAGAGGUGCCUGAAAAGGAAUCUGGAUAUGCUCAAUUCACAGGUCCCCCAGAAAAACCUCCAAGACUGACGGCUCAGCCUGCCCCAACUGCGGAGAUGGACCGCUCUGAGGACAAGGUUUACCACUUCGUCAUGGAGCUGGUGAAGGUGGUGGUCCAGCUGAAGAAUGAUGUCAAUGUGCUGCCGGCUUCUGAGUACGUCAAUGUUGUUAAGUCAGUGGGGUUGACUCUGCGCGAUCUGAUCCGCAGCGUGGAUGAAGUUCUGCCCACAUUGCACGCAUCCAAACGGACAGAGAUCGAAGGCACUCAGAAGUUGCUGAACAAGGACAUGGCGGAACUGAUCAGCAAGAUGAAGCUGGCGCAGCAGAAUGCGAUCACCUCCCUCAGCGAAGAGUGCAAGAGGCAAAUGCUGGCAGCUGCUCACACGCUGGCCAUGGACUCCAAAAACCUCCUGGAUGCAGUAGACCAAGCCCGUGUCCGUGCCAACACAGCCAAGCCAUCAGCCUCCUAACCAGAGCACGGGCUUUGCUGACAGCUUGUGAGGAACUGGGGGCAACCCUGGAGAGUUGCAGAAGUUAUGUGUGCAAUAAUAAGUAAUUUCAUCUUACAGUGCUGGCAGAUAAAUAUUACAGUGGAAGUAUAUGGUACUUUGGCAAAAAACAAGACCUUUGUUUGGUUAGGCAUGUUACCUGCAUCCCCAAAUAACACGACUGUAACUAUUUUAUCGUGUAUAAUUUUACAAGCUGCAACUCAUAGUUCUGUUGCUUUAGGUGUUUUUACCCUGUGUGGCUUGACUGAAUUCCUGGCUUAAUACAAUACCUCCCAUCUGAUUUAAUUGUGGAAAAGCCAGUGUUGAAUCGUAAUAAUUCAACGUGACUGUGAGAAGUAAGACAUACAAUGCUGGCAUGUAAAGACUUGUGAUAAGGUACAGUACUUGUGGUAAUUUUAUUCCAGAAGCAGAAUAUUUUUUUUAAAAAGUGGCACAUGAGAACUGUGCAUGUUUUGUAGAUUGGAAGGGAUUUAUUAUGUAUUACUAUUUGAAUUAAAAAGGAAAAAAAUAAAUGGUUUAUUUUUUUUUCUAGUACACAUGAUAAAACAAGUGUAUUUUUCUGUAAAUGUUAGGUGACCACAGCAACAGAGGUAGGUCUAGGGGUGCCAUCACAUCACCGUUAUGCUAUGCUGGGGAAUCAUUUCGUGAUGCAAAAUUAAAAGCCUUUGGUUACCCUUUGCAGGCCAUUGGAAAGCUCAUGAAUCGUAAAUGAUAAAAAUCACAGACUGUGACUACGUACAGUACUCAUCAAGGUGCAUAUUCUGUUUGUCAUGACAAAGUUUUUAUUUUAAAUUAUAUCCUUAACUUAUCAGGAUGUUCAGGUGGAACACUUGCUCUGGGGUUUUCUGGUAAUUAAAAGUGGAAUUCUCCUUCUGUCACUCACUAUUGGAGAAGGGCAUCCUGCCUGUGAAAGGAGCAGGUCAGCAGCAAACUGCUGUUUCACAGUCGCAGAGAGUGCAGAGUUAUCCUGAACUUCGUGCAUGUUUUGAUCUUGCCACAUACUGUACAGUAUGUAGCUACUGGACUCUACUGCACAUGCAACUCACAAUAUGUUGACUGCAUUGGAAAUAUCAUAUGAGAAGACAUUGGCAGUUCAUUUUUAUUGGGUUUCUAUGGAAACCAUACUUGCCUUCACUAAGUCGUGGAAUUAUUCAAAACACUCAGAGUGAUACAGUGCGUUACAGACACCCUGCUGUUGCACCUGCACACAGACAUGAAUGAAAAGAUUUGUGUCAUGAAGAAAAUAAGAAUACUUGACUGCGAAAUCACACUUGCCCGUGGUUUGCCAGGUUGGAAAAAAUGAGAUUGUAUGGAAACUAUUGACAACUAAUAAUUGCACUGAAAUUCAUACUGUUUCACAUUUCUGCUUUUCCCAGUACUAAGAGUACUACAAAACAGCAUCAGUAUUUAGAGACUGAUACAAUAUCUCUCUACCUAAUUAAUUUAUGUUGUUGUUCUUAGGUUAGCAAGCCUAUUUUAUUAAUUAUAUUGUGAAUACUGUAUCUAAAAACUUUAGAUGUUGUGUAAAAUAUGCAAUACAGUAAUAGUAAUUGUUCAUUGUCCAGCCAAAUUUGACAGUACCAUUAUCCAACAUAAAUCUAUAACUAUAUAGAGAUGUUAAAAAACAUUUUGCUUUGUUUUUAAUGUCUAUCUUUGAUUCUUUGCUCUGUAAAUCUUUCAUUUAAAGUAUUUUUUCUUUGUUCGAAAGGGUAGAACUUUAAUAUUAAACACAAAUGUGAAAUUAUUUCUUGCCACCAUCUUAUGAAUAAUCAAUAACCAAUGAAUGCUGUGCAGGAAUAAUUUAUUCUGGCAUUUUCCUGAUUAAUAAUAUUGAAACCAUUAUAUCGAAGGUAUUUUCCUGAUUAAUAAUACUGAAACCAUUAUAUCGAAGGUACUCAAGCACACAGCAUUUGUUUCUCUAACACUUCAUGUCUGGUAAUGCCAUAAUAGUAAUUGAGACAUUUUCACUAACAAAAUAAAUGAAAAGUUAAAAAUGAACAAAUGGAAACUAUUAAUGGGAAGUGAUAGAAUGUGUUUUUACAGGUCUUCAUUGUAAUACUGUACAUAGACAUUUCUAAUACAAACAUAACAUUAAAUAUGGAAUUUCACUUUGCCUGUUGCUAAUAGUUCUGCAAAGAAAGCUGUAUUGAUGUUUGUACUUAGUUCAUGUUUCAGGAAUUAUCCUUGACCUCAUAUGUCAGAUUUAUGAAUAUCUAAGACUGCUUGCUGUAGUUGGUAAAUGCCCCUUUUAAUGAAGUCUGAGGUGACUUCAUCCACGUAUUCAAAACCCUCAAAGGUAUUGAGCCUAGUGGACUUCUUCAAAAUGAAUGGUGAAACACAAACCAAAUUACAUAAGCGGAAACUACUUGGAUGUGCAUUUAAAAGUAAUAAUAGGGGAACUCUACUCAAAGUGUUGUUGGAGUAUGGAACAAGCUACCCAGUCAUGUUGUUGAAGCUGAUCUCCUGGUUUCCUUCAAGAAAUUGCAGGUUGCGAUCCUUUGAUCAGUACCAACAACCAAAAAGACCAGAUGGGCAGAAUGGCCUUCUCUUGUUUGUAACCUCUCUUUAUGUUCUUUACAAUCUUCUGCAUUAAGUGGCACAUGAAAUCCAUAAUGGAAAUUUACUAUUAAAUUAAGACCCCGUGACACUUGGCCAAGGCCAAAUAGCACACAAAUUAAGAACGCUCAUUUGCUGACAAGGUAGCACUGAUAGUCUGUGAAACAAGCCCCAUUACAGCCACAUAGACACUAGUGUGCAAUGCAAAUAGUAAAACAUCACUGGACAACAGUUUUGGAGAUUAGGAGUGCAGACUAAGUUGCAGCUCAAGUGAAAGCCUAUGGGCUGUGCAGAAAAUGUCUGUGAUAUUUGUUGUGCGCUUAUAGAUAUUUAAAAAAUAGAAACAUGGAUGUGAGAAAACCCCAGAUGAUAAUGGACCAUUUUUCUCAUGUUUGGUAUAGCCAAAGCUACUCUAGCUUUGUCAGUUCUGUUUAUAAUGACCUUCCACAAUUCGCAGCCUAAAGUUUAUUUAGAAGGAGAUACUUUUGUGGGGAGAUUAGUGUUCCCAAAAACAUUUGAAGAGGGAUGAGAGUUCCUAACAUUGGGAAUCUUACAUGGAUUUCAGCAACUGUAUAUUUUUCAUGAUCUCAUUCAUGUGAAAACGAAAAAGAGGCAUAUUUUGAUUAUGAUAGACAUAUAAAAGUUACAAACAGACCUUUUUCCUGUUGUUUUGUCCUUUGGUUUUGAUUAAAAUGUGCAUGACAUUCUAAAAUGGCUCAUUUCACUUUCAUUCUUAAGAGCAAUGCUUUCCAUCAUUGAUGGGCCGCACAAUAGGCUUUAUUUUAACAGUUUCCGAUUUCAGAUAAAAUGUUCCAUAAUUUAAAUCUAAAGACCAUGAGUUGUGCAUAAAAUAAAAGUGUCUUAAAACAUGGACAAUGGGUUUAGUGAACCAGCAGAGCCCUUUAUGUUGAAGUCUGUUUGAGCUUUUCACAAGGUAAUUCUAGAUUUGCAUAUCUGUUUGGCAUUUUUCCUGGGUGAAGAUAACAAUGAUCUGCCAUUGUUUCCUCUGGGUCCAGAAGGCAGAUUUUAAUGCAAAUGGAUGUGUUAAACAAUGGACUAUAAAUACCCACAUGUGUUGAGAAGAGCCAUGUGGAGUUUUGCAUACCACUGAUGGGAUUACUGACCCUUAUAAUUAUAUGCUCCUAGCGUGGAAACCUGUAGCAUCCUGCAAUUAGUGGCUACAGUUAAAUAGUCUGAUAUUUGUAUACAGUACCUGUUGCUUACAUCUCAUUUACAGAUGUUGUAGCUAGAUCACUCCUUUUUUCUGGGAUAUACAUGCAAACUGGAUACUGUAUGUAUUCAAACACAAAUAUGAUAGCUGUAGUUUUCUUUUCAGAAAGAUGUUCAGUUUUGAUUUUCCCAAUAAGACCAGGAGCUAGUCCCUGAAGAGUUUGUUUGAAAAAUUACAGUUUAUAGUAUCAGCCUGUUGCCACAACAAUAGAUGUUUUCGUUUAAGCAGUCUAAAAAAGCACUGCAACACAACAAAAGUGUCUGCUCAAAUGCCUACUGGUGCAGUAUGUGUUAAUUCAUUUGUUUGAUAUAGUGAAAUAUGAGAUAUGAAAGUAACUGAGGAACAGCACUUUGAAUUUUGUAAAAUAAUUAGCUCCAUCUAAUCAUUUACAAUGAACAUACAUAGUAUUACAAAUUAACUCAAUAAUUUAUACCUGCCACUAGCAAUAAUAUUUGCAUCAUUUAUAGAUGAUGUAUACAAUGACAAAAUUGUGUUUGUGCAGAACAUAACAAAGUAUAUUGUUCAUUUAUAAUCUAUGCUGGGCAAGAACUAUUAAACUUGUGUUGGGUGAUUAUAUAAAAGUAUAAUUUUUGCUUCUAUUGGAAUUGUCUCUUGUACUGUAUAUGUUAGAUUUUAGAAAUUCACUGCCUGUUAUAUAUAUGGUACAUCCUACAUAAAUAUUGAAACAAGCAGUGACUGUGGAAAAAGGAAAGUUUAACUGUACAUGUAUGAACAGAUUCCAGUGUACUAGAUAUGACAUGUACAUUUCAUGUACAAAUAAAACAAGACUGAAUUAUGCUUUG
Lepisosteus oculatus (spotted gar) is the source of this 7875-nucleotide messenger RNA. It is a transcript of the gene ptk2ba, whose product is annotated as protein tyrosine kinase 2 beta, a. NCBI's taxonomy places the organism in Eukaryota, Metazoa, Chordata, Actinopteri, Semionotiformes, Lepisosteidae. Gene Ontology annotation, molecular function: ATP binding; protein tyrosine kinase activity. The record is from RefSeq and is a predicted model, not a curated record. Gene Ontology annotation, biological process: signal complex assembly; protein phosphorylation. Gene Ontology annotation, cellular component: focal adhesion; cytoskeleton.